CGACUUCCCUUCCUUUGUGAAAAUGGCGUCCAGCAGAGACAGGCGGCAUACGGAAACCGAAUCGCCGGUCGAUUACGUCCAAGUCGACGGCUUGGUCGUCCUCAAAAUCAUCAAACAUUGCAGCGAAGAGCCUGGCGUGUUAAUGGAUGUUGCUCAGGGCGUACUUCUGGGUCUCAUAAACAACAACUGCGUGGAAAUCACAAACUGCUUUCCUAUCCCUCGCCAUGCUGACGAGGAGGAGUCCGACGACCUGGAGUACCAGAUGGAGAUGAUGAGGCAGAUGCGGCACGUGAACGUGGACCAUCUCCACGUCGGUUGGUACCAGAGCUCGCACUUUGGCAGUUUCUACAAUCGUCCCCUCCUCGAGUCGCAGUUCGGCUACCAGACCAACAUCACCGAAUCUGUCGUCCUCAUUUACGACCCUGUGCGUACCACCCGUGGUUUCCUGUCCCUGCGGGCCUUCCGACUGACUGAUUCGUCAAUGAAACUCAUGGCUGACGGCGAGUUCGGCCCGGAGAACUUCAAGUCUUCACGCUGCUCCUUUGAGACUAUCUUCGAAGAAAUUCCCGUUGUGAUCCGUAACUCCCACCUGGCCAACAUCAUGUUGUGCGAGCUGGAAGAGUACGUACCCCCGGACGUGGGAAGGCAGUUUUUCGACAUGAGCACAGCAUUCUUCCUGGAGAAAAACCUCCAAGCCAUGAUGGAGUGCACAGAUUCAGUCAACCAGGAGACCAACAAGUUCAUCAACUACCAGCGCCAGGUGAUGAGGCAACAACAGCAGAAGCAACAAUAUUUGCAGAAGAGAAACCAAGAGAAUCAAGCGCGAGUGGACAAAGGCGAGCCACCACUGCCCGACGAAGACAUCAACAAGCUGUUCAAGCCGAUUCCAGCACCGCCUCGCUUGGAUACGGUGCUGUACUGUGGCCAGAUCAGCUCUUACUGCCAGCAGGUGUCCCAGUUUUCCACUCAGAACCUGGCUAAGCUCUUUAUGGCUGAAUCACUGCAGUUGGAGCACGAGCCCAACAGCCUUCUGGCUUGAAGAGGCAGUACUGCGUACUACGGCUUUCCCAAAGGACUCUCUUAGUGAAGUGACAGACUGGGCUUGUGGUAUCGUUCAGUGACAACACUGAGAAGGCUGAGGUCACAGUGUUGGCUAUGCUGAUUGCACAGGAAGGUCUGCACUCAUAUUAUGAUUGUCCCUAGGGUUUGUCUGUGUAACAGUGAGGCACGUGUUCAGGCCUUGGGUGCGCCGCAGCCGAGAUUUGAACAGUUUAGUUCAAGUAACGAGGUUGAUAAAAAUAAAUGUUUCUUUUUAUUGAA
This is a messenger RNA of Ornithodoros turicata, 1320 nucleotides long. It is a transcript of the gene eIF3h, whose product is annotated as eukaryotic translation initiation factor 3 subunit H-like. The record is from RefSeq and is a predicted model, not a curated record. Gene Ontology annotation, cellular component: cytoplasm; cytosol; eukaryotic 43S preinitiation complex. NCBI's taxonomy places the organism in Eukaryota, Metazoa, Arthropoda, Arachnida, Ixodida, Argasidae. Bases 23 to 1039 code for a protein of 338 amino acids. Gene Ontology annotation, molecular function: protein binding; translation initiation factor activity; metallopeptidase activity. The transcript has a single exon.